UAAGAAUUUGAAUAUUAGGGUGUUACACUACCUUCGAGGGAGAUGGGGAGAGAGCAAAAUCUAACUGAAACCCUAAAUUAUAACCGUCACCAUCGCCGUGCCGUCGCUACCGCCAUUGCCACCGCCACCGUUACAACCAUUCAUCUCCUUGAUGCUAGCGCCAAUGCCACCACGUGCUUCGACGAUCUCUUUUCCCGUUGUCUCUUCCGUCGAUGCGUCUCCUCAGGUCGCGAUACGGUCACUUUUGAGAAAGAACCCAUGCCUUCGAGCCUCGCAACGGUGAAGAAAGCAACGAACAGCAAAGCUUCUCCUCCAAAAACAAAUUCUCUUCCCGAAAUGCUUCUUCCAAGACGAUUUCGUUAAGGUCUGUUUCGAAACCUCAAUUUCAUUCUGUCCAGAUUUUUGCUCAGUAGGAUGCUAACUGUAACCAAGAUUCCGAAUCAUGUAGCUAUUAAAAUUGCUCUUGAACUGAAGAAGCUCCUCAUUGACAAUAGUCUUCUAUAUGUCUCUCAGUCCAAUUUGGAGGUCAACUUAUUCAAGGUAAUGGAGAGGCGGGGAUAUAGAGAAGAGUACAUUAGUCAUUAUAAGAUGAUGACAAGGUUUCAUCAUCAAAGAGUUCCAUUGGUAAUCCUUGUUUGUGGCACUGCUUGUGUUGGAAAGUCUACUAUUGCCACCCAGCUUGCGCAGAGGCUAAAUUACCAAAUGUGUUGCAGAUGUUAGGGGCUGGUGUUAGUCAGGUUGCUGUAUGCGCAUUCUUCUAAUGAAUAGGAUAUUUCCCUUGCUGUUUAUCUGUACCACUAAACAAUAUGAAAUUUAUUUCUAAAAUUACUUUUGCUGGGCCUGCUAUGGUGGUUUGAGGUUUGUUAUGAAAAAUGGCGCCAAGGGAUGCGAGGUCAUCGUUAGUGGCAAGUUGAGGGCUCAGCGCGCUAAAUCCAUGAAGUUCAAGGACGGGUACAUGAUUUCCUCAGGGCAACCAGUCAAGAACUGCAUUGAUUCUGCUGUAAGACAUGUACUCCUUAGGCAGGGAUUUGGAUAAGAAAUGUUGCAGAUGAGUAACUUCACAAAGCUUUCAUGAGGCAUAUACGAGCGAGUUGCAGCUUAAAGUGGAUCACUUGCUAGAAGAGAA
This is a messenger RNA of Arachis ipaensis, 1126 nucleotides long. The record is from RefSeq and is a predicted model, not a curated record. NCBI's taxonomy places the organism in Eukaryota, Viridiplantae, Streptophyta, Magnoliopsida, Fabales, Fabaceae.